This is a messenger RNA of Styela clava, 1238 nucleotides long. RefSeq lists its product as uncharacterized. Gene Ontology annotation, molecular function: D-cysteine desulfhydrase activity. NCBI's taxonomy places the organism in Eukaryota, Metazoa, Chordata, Ascidiacea, Stolidobranchia, Styelidae. The record is from RefSeq and is a predicted model, not a curated record.
CUGCAACCCAACGCAGUGUAUUAUGAAUUAUUGCUGACAAAAUGGAAACAACAGAAUACAACAGAAUGAUAGAAUAUGCCCCCCCAGAAUGGUGUAGGAAACUGAAAGUAAUGCCGAAGUUCAGGAUUCAGCUUGCAAUGACACCAACUCCUAUUCACGAAUGGAAAAUCAAAGAUAUCCCCGAAAACUUUCAAUUGUUCGUUAAACGAGAUGAUUUGACCGGGUGUUCACUGAGUGGAAACAAGGUCAGAAAAUUAGAAUUUCUGUUAGCUGAUGCCAAAGCAAAAGGUUGCAAAAGCGUAAUCACGAGGGGAUCUACGCAAUCAAACCAUGCAAGAAGUACUUUAAUUGCUGCCAAACAAGUUGGGAUAGAUUGUCAUUUGAUACUGAGGGAUAUAAAUGAGAACUGUACAACCACAGUACCAAGUGGCAAUUUCCUGCUAAUGGAAUCUUCCAACCCGAAUAUAUAUCUAUUGCCAUGUACGCCUUUCAAUUACGAACAAGCUUUAGCGAAACAAAAUGUACUUAGAAAUCACAUUCGAAAAACCACCGGUAACGAACCUUAUUGCAUACCACCCGGUGGCGAUACCGAGAUAGGAGUGUACGGAUAUAUACAAGCAUGGGAGGAAAUGAUGCAGCAAAAAAUUGAUGGAAAUUUUGAUGAUGUUGUAGUUGCAACCGGAACUUCCGGCACAAUCUGCGGACUUGCAAUCGGAAAUUAUUUGACUGGUAGUAAAUUGAAAUUACAUGGAAUCCUUGUUUCGCACGAAGAGGAGAUGGUACAUAAUUUGAUUAAUGAAAAAUUGAGAAUUUUUGGAUUGGACGCGCGAUCUCAAGAUGUUGUAGAUAUUAUUGAAGGGCAUGCUGGAGGAGGAUACAACGUUUUCACAAAAGAAGAAAUUGCCUACUAUCUGGAAAUCGCCAAAACAACCGGUAUAUAUUGUGACCCUGUAUAUGUUGGGAAAGCAAUUAAAGGUCUCAUGGACGAAUUAAAGAACAAUCCAAAGCGAUUCAAAGGGGAGCGGAUUCUAUUUAUCCACACCGGUAAGCGGAGGCAUAUUUGGAAUGAUGGACACAAACAGUGCACAGUUUAUCGGAGAGCAGGUAAAAUCAAGUCGAAUCAAACAAUGGAGCGAAGCAUUUCCCGAAGACGUUUAAAGAACUUUCACUUCAUAUCUAGUUUUUAGUACCUGAAGCACAGCAAAGUUGAAUAUUACUAAAAUAAUAAAAGUAUAAAA